Messenger RNA from Plectropomus leopardus (leopard coralgrouper), 1630 nucleotides. It is a transcript of the gene btbd17b, whose product is annotated as BTB domain containing 17b. NCBI's taxonomy places the organism in Eukaryota, Metazoa, Chordata, Actinopteri, Perciformes, Serranidae. The record is from RefSeq and is a predicted model, not a curated record. Gene Ontology annotation, molecular function: protein binding.
AUGGUACGCUCACGUGAACAAGGGAUCCCUGCCUGGGUCUGUGUGGGCACCCUGCUCCUCUUAAUCUACUCUGUCACAGUUAGAGGAGCUGCCCUGAAGCAAGAAGUGGCGUUGGACAAUGGGGCCACGGUGCUGAAUCACUCCAUGAGUUUGGUGCAGCGCAUGGAGACCCUGUUGGCCCUGGGGAACGGCAGUGAUGUCACUUUGCGGGUGCAGACCAUCAACACGGACGAGGUGAAGGUGAUCCAGGCCCACAGCCUGGUUCUCACGCUGCAGAGUGACGUGUUUGAGGAACUGCUGCUGACUCGCAACAACAGUGUUUUGGUUUUGAGGGAGACGCCCGACUGUGCUGCUGUCUUUGACAAGUUUGUCAGGUAUCUGUACUGCGGUGACAUCUCAGUGCGGCUAGAUCAGGCCAUUUCUCUACAUAAGCUGGCCAGCAAGUACCACGUGUGGGCCUUACAACAGGGUUUGACCCAAUAUAUGACCCAACAUCUGUGCAGUGAUUCGCCUUCUGGCCAUGUGAUUGGCUGGUACAACUAUGCAUUACAAAUUGGGGACAUGGUCCUGCGGGACAGCUGCCUGCAGUAUCUGUCCUGGAACCUGUCUUCGGUGCUGCAGAGCGGAGAAUGGGGCUCGAUCAGCGAAGACCUGCUCCUCUCCUUGCUCCAGCGCUCUGACCUCAUUCUGCAGAGUGAGCUGGAGCUCUACGAGGCCCUGGAGGCCUGGAUUAGCCAGAACCAGCCUGUCAGUUCCACAGUGGAAAACGCCCUAAGGGCUGUUCGAUACGGCAUGAUCCCCCCUCAGCACCUCUUUCGUCUUCAGAAGCAGUCCGCCCUCAUGAAGAAGCAUUACGAGUCUAUACGUGAUCUCCUCUACCUGGCUUUCCAGUUUCACUCCGCUUCACCUAUUCAACUGGCCAAGUACUUUGAUGUCAACUGCAGUAUUUUCACUCCCCGUAACUACCUGUCCACCUCCUGGGGGUCCCCUUGGGUCAUCAAUAACCCCACCCGUGAUGACCGCAGCUUCAGCUUCCAGACCCAGCUUGGGCCCAGCGGCCAUGACUCCAGUAAGAGAGUCACUUGGAAUGCCCUAUUCUCCCCUCGCUGGCUCCCACUCAGCGCCAGGUCAUCCUACACAGAGCUGGGCGCCAUGCAGCCCACACGCACAGAUGGAGGUCGACCUCGAAUUAUUGUAACACCAGCAACUUCAAGUCCAGACUUUGCUGGUGUGAGUUUCCAGAAGACGGUGAUCGUGAUGGCGAGACAGCAAGGAAAAGUGGUGGUUCGCCACGUCUACAACUUUCACCAAAGCACAGAGGAGGCCGGGGAUUUCCUGGUGGAUGCCGACCUGCAGCGCCGUGCAUCAGAGUACCUGAUUGACAGCUCCCUCUAUCUGCACAUUGUAAUAAAACCUCUCUACCAUACCCUCCUUGUUGCCAGGAAGUAACGGCAGGAAUUUGGUGUGGCCUUACCAUCGCUUAUCCACGCUCUACUCACAAAAUCACAUGCUCCAAGGUAAACUCAUAUCGCAGCCCGUGUUUAUGCGUCUGGUCUGUGACAUCUCCAUUGUUGAUAAGUUUGUGCAUUUUGUUGUCUUCCAACUAUUCAGCAAGGAGAUGUUUGGUACA